GAGCCCCCACUAUCGGCGAGAGUACCGCCACCAUCACGGCCGCCUCACAUCCCCGUUACCCUCCCCAACAUCCACCACAUCCAGUCGCAGUGCAUUGCGUGCUGCUCCCUCUGAUGCUGCUACUGCGGCUUCCUCUUCUACUGCUGCUGCUGCCCCCUCUACCCACUAUGCCCUGCCCCUCGCCUCCACCCCAUCCGCUCCAAGUUCCCACUUCUCCUCCUCUUUCCUCUCCUCGCUCAUAGGCUGGGGUCAAGGCAGCGGCAGUGCCAACAGUGGACCGAGCCCAUCACACAACAGGAGACUUAACCGCGCAAGCAGCACCAUUAGUGGUGUAGCUGGUGAUUGGGACGGUGCAGCAAGCAGCGGAGCUGGCGAUUGGGACAGUACAGCUGGCAAGGGUAGUAUCAUCGCAGUCAGCAGAAGGGAACAGCUCGCUCGCACGCGUACCUUCUCCUCCUCCACUGCUCAUAGCAUUCAGAAUCUCGCUUCUUUCAUCCGCUCACCCUCCCCCAGUGGGUCUGUGGACGGUGGGAGUUCCUUCACCUAUCACACUUCUGGCAGCACCAGCAGUAGCUUGAGGCGACACAGCAGCGGAAACGGGCUACCAUCUCCUCUCACCUCCCAACGGCUCCUAUCUUCUGCUUCUGCUGCUGCUGUUCCUGGUGCAUCUGGUGCUUCUGGUGCUUCUGGUGCUGGUGCUACUGAUACCGUUACUGCUGAUGCCUCUGUGCUUGACAUCACCACAAGAAGCAGUGGCCCCCAACUUUUUAUUAAUCCGCGUGUCACCCUCCCUUCCUCUGCGUCCAUAUCCGAGACCAGCUCAGUCAGGCACAGCAACAUGGCUAACAGGGAAGGGCUGCACAGGCAUGGUGGGUACAGCGGUGCAAGGGCAGGGGGAGCGACGGAGGCAGCUGAUUGGCUGUCAGAGCUCUCUGACAAUUCGAACAUGGAUGAGGUGGAUCAAAUACUGGCUCAAAUGGGUCUCAGACCGGGGGAGAUGGUGGGGGAAGGAGGGGUUGUAGGAGGUGUGGGGGCAGAUGGUAUGAGAGGGUUUUUAUGGGGUUGCGGCGGGGAGUGCAGGCGUGUAUGACAAGGAGAGUUCACGACAUGAGCGGGGCCAGCUGAGGAGGUUGGUGAGGAAAUUGGCAGAGAGUCCGAGGCCGUAUGGGGAGACAGCUGGCUUUGGCAGAGGGAGCGGCAGCGGAGGGGCAUCAACACCUAAGUCACUGGACUCCGUAAAGACGGAGUCUACUGAACAUGCAAGAGAUGCCAUGAUCCUGUACCAAUGAUAGGAAUCCAUGCUAGACAUACUGGUCAAGUCCUGAUUUUUCCUGUUGCACCAGGAAUGAGGCAAUUGCAGCAGCUUGAGUGUACCAUGUGCAGCAAAUGUACCAUACA
This is a messenger RNA of Closterium sp. NIES-67, 1398 nucleotides long. The record is from the annotation of a GenBank genome assembly. Lineage: Eukaryota; Viridiplantae; Streptophyta; Zygnematophyceae; Desmidiales; Closteriaceae.